Molecule: messenger RNA, 8676 nt
Organism: Pygocentrus nattereri (red-bellied piranha)
Lineage: Eukaryota; Metazoa; Chordata; Actinopteri; Characiformes; Serrasalmidae
Gene: akap11
Product: A kinase (PRKA) anchor protein 11
Exons: 14
Coding region: 156-5759 (1867 amino acids)
Biological process (GO): intracellular protein localization
Cellular component (GO): cytoplasm
Molecular function (GO): protein kinase A binding
Source: RefSeq, a predicted model, not a curated record
UUCUGGGCUCAGGCUGUCAGAGCCUGAGUUUCUGAUUCUAUUGCUCUGGUCUGCUCGGCUUGUUUUCAUGAACAGCAAGGCUACAGCUAACGCCUCACUGCGGGGGUCCGACAGCAAAAGGUGAGGCUAGCCUCCCAGCCCCACCCUUCAUUACCAUGGAUGCCUGUGCCAGGAUCAAAGGUGUUCCACUCAAGAACCGUGCCACCAUCAGAAAGGAGACUGUCCGUGAGAACUCAGCUCUGUCCUUAAGGAGCCUUUUGAAGAACCGGAAGGAGCUGAGCAAUGUCAUGCCAGAGCUACAUAGUAGAGAAUCACAGUGUCUGCCAGAGAUCCAUUUUGUAUGCUUACCUAGUCAUGCUGAGGGUGAGGAUUUCACACUACAGGCUCUGACCUCUCUUUCUGCUGAAUUGAUGGAGUUGCUAAGAUCACUGCAUAUACACACUCUAAAGGAUGAAGAAGUGCUGUUCCUUAAAGACCCCAAACGACCUUUUGAAAGAAAAGAUGGCGUUUCACAGGCAGGCUUAUCCAGAGCCAUGUGUAUAUUAAGGCAGGGGGGCUCUCCACAAAUCAGUACUAUCCUGGGUCUACUAACACGGUAUACAGCAGGAAUCAGAUAUGCUCUGGAGUUACAGUCUCUGCAGAGGGGCAUAUCAGAGGCUUGUCAAGCUGAGGAUGAUGACACUAACCAGUCUGUUUCAUCUAUUGAGGAGGACUUUGUCACCGCUUUUGAACACCUUGAGGAAGAGGAGACAGAGUGUGCAACUUUCUACAGUAAGCGGAACCAGAGGGACGUGGCCUCCCAGACUCUUCCUCCUCAUUUCAAAGAUUUAUCUGGCUCUCGGAUCAUCAUUAGUUCUAUUUCUAAGAAGUCUGUGAAUAAAGAAAAGUCGGCUGCAGCUGUGUCAGGAACAAAACAGAAGGCACCACCUUCAUGGUCUGGAGGUACAGAGGGCCCAUGGAGUCUCUCAAUGCCAAGCAGCCCACCAAAAGCGUGCAUUACCUCCACAUCUCUCACAGAAUCUGAUGAGUCAGACUGCUCUAGUCCAAGCCCUAUCAUUUUUUUGGAUGAAAUUGGUUAUCAGAAGAGUCUAAAGGCAAAGCUUGACAUUCCCAAGAUCCCUGUUCUAAAAGAGGGAGUAGAAGAUUCUGACUCAGAAGUUAGUGAGUUUUUUGAUAGUUUUGAUCAGUUUGAUGAUCUGGAUCAGCAUUUUGAGUCCUGCGUGCAGAUGCCAAAGGAACAGGCCCUCUUUUCCCAGAAAAAGAAGCAGUCUGACAGCUCUGUUAGUAAAUAUGCUUCAAAGGUUGGCUCAACAACAGUAAUGAAUCCUCACAAGUUUGACCACAGGACACUCCCAGCCAAUGUCAAGAAACCCACUCCACUUAAACCAGGAUCACCAUACAAUAUACAGUCAGAUGCCCCAGAUUCUCCACGGCCAACGAGGACCUCCUGUGAGGAGAGUGGGGGACUUUUCAGUCCAGUUCGCUCAUCAGCUUUCAGUCCUCUGGGAGAAGGAGGAGCCUUGGAGUGUUUUUGGAAAGUAGAUGGAGAUGGUUCUGAAUUGCGCAAACCGCAGGACCUUUGUUCCCUAUAUAAAACGUAUUCAGAUUUUGCAAACAAUCUCUCAAAGGAAAUCCUUGGAACUGUUUGUGGGUACUCAUCUCCCAUUGACAUUAAUAUUAAUAAGAACUUGAGCUGUGUGUGUCAUAAAGAAUUCAAAAACACUAAUGGACAUCUUAUGAAGCUGUCAGAUAUUCAGGAGACAGUCACCAUUGCCAAAACACAGUCACAGUCAUUGAAGGAUGGGAUUCAGAAGUUUGCCACAGACUUGGUUGAAAUGAGCAUUGGGAGUGCCUUAAGGGAUUUACAGAAAGGAGUGUCCUCCUGCACUACAACACUUUGCCAUUUAGCUGCAAGGCUGACCUCUUCAGUGUUCCAGAUGGCCUUCCAAGAGAUAGGAAUGCGCCAUGCUUAUGUGUUAAAAGAGCGUGCCAUAAACGGAUUGGCCAGCUUCCUUGUUGGAGAAGCGGUCUCAGGUGCUCUAAAAGAGUUCCUGUUUGUAAAAAAGCAGAUAUUCAACAACACCGUCACCAGAUUUGCAAGUGAUCUUGCUGAGGAACUAAUAUUUGAGAGUAUUAUGGAGGUUUGUCAGUUUUCACAUCCUUCUACACCUCUUAGCCCAAGAGACUGGUCUUUUGACCAAGAAGAGGAAGUGGUUUGUUCUUAUGCUUCAGACCUUUCUGAGUCAGUUCUCCAAGAGGCUUUCAUAGAACUUUCUCAAGCUGAUGUGACUUUCACAACACAGGCAGCCAUAAGCGUGUCACUGGACAAUAUCUGCUAUGUCAGUGCUGAAGACACAUCCCAGACAAUGAAAAUUUGCAAUGCCCGAUCCAGUUAUCAGGAACCGCGGUCACAUGCGCAGGCUGGGACCCAAGAAGAAGAUGGCUGCACUGUAAAGAAAGCUUUGUACUGCGUAUCUGGAAUGGCCAGUUGUGUUCCAGUCCCUGCAGCUGGCAAGGCUAUAUCCUUCCUGCACAACCCAGAGGAAACUUGUCAUUAUAAGUCCAGCAUUAGUCACACAUGCCAGACUAGCCCCAAAAGAAGCAUUUGUUCUCAAGGAAGAGCAGUGACGUCCACCUCAGAUACUGCAACACCAUCUGAAUCAGUACCGAGUAUUUCCAAAAUUCAUAAUGCCUGUGGUCAUUUUGGAAACACUGGAACUACUUCUGGGAAAUCUGCAACUGGAAAAAGUUUUCACAACUUUUCAGGUGCUAUGGUGGACACAAUAGUGAGUGAAGCAUUUGACAUCAUGACCACAAGCAAAAUGAAGAAAAAAGUGGAAGAUUGUGCCGAUUUCUUGAGUAAAACUAUAGGGUGUCGAAUGGCCACUUCAGGUAGUGGUGUAGCCGCAAAGUCACAAGAUGUUGCAUGUCAGAGUUCAGCACCUUAUGACUUAUGUUUCUCUCAGAAUAUUGUAUCAUUUGUUCCUAAAGGAGGUGUGACAGAUUCAUCAUCCUUUUGUCCUCCUCAGCCUCACUUGAGUUUUGGAUCAAAGAACACAGAUAAAGCAGGUUGUGAGUCUGUCUCAAGAUGUAUACGUCCAGCCAGCAAAUCCACCCCAGAGGUACACUCCACCAUAAUCAAGGAUACUUUGGAAGUGCCAAGUUUUGAAGUCAGUGUUCGUGGGAGCCGAAAAGUUGUCACAGAGGAGGUAUCCAGUAGCAACACUGGAGCAAAAUCCAGUGGAACUCCAGGCACUCCACCAUCAACUCCACAGCAGCCAUCUGACAUCUCUAGUGAGAAACAGAUUAAACAGUUCUCAAAGAAACUCAAAGGCAAGCUUGCAAAGGAAUUCUCCCCUGCAACACCCCCACCAACCCCACAUUACCAGCCCACUCCAGGUCUCAAAGAUGAGGGCUCUGAAUCAGACAAAGCAGAAUUCAUGCUGAAGCUCAUGAGGUCCCUUUCUGAAGAAGCUGUCAACAAUGAAGAUGAAGAUGAUGACCAGGAAGAUGGCCUUGACUCUGGAGACCAUUAUGCAGAGCUAACUCCCAGUGUGGGAAACAGAACAAUUGAGAGAGGAGCUCUACAUUUUGCAGAGCGUUUGGCAUGCCAUAUUGUAUCCAUGGCAACCGAGAUGGACACUGUAAGCUUUGGUGAUGGUGUGAAAAAGCAGGGGGAUGAUGAAGGCAAAGGCGGAGUUGCUUUGCACAGUGCACAGUUCUCGGAACAGACAUUGAACUCCUUGUGGACUUAUGCUGGUGAAAUCGCUGGGGAAGUCAUCAGUGACGUAAAAAGGAUGAUGAGUUCCAGCCAUUGCCGCCACAAAGCAACCAAACGAGGAUCUAGUAAGGCAGAUAACCGCCUGGGUGGUGACCAGAAAGACUGUCGCUUGACCAAUAUGACUGUUCAGUGGUCAAAUGAUUUCCUUGCACCCAUCCUUAAUCAUCAAAGAAGCACUUCAAGUGGAAUGUCAUCUGAGUACCCAAGCUGUGAAAGUGUUACGGAUGAGUAUGCAGGGUACGUUAUCAAGGUGCUUAAGAAAGAAGGCGGAAGUCGAGAACUUAUCUUGGAUCAAUAUGCCAGUCGAUUGGCUUAUAGGUCAAUCAAAUCAGGUCUGGCUCAUGCUGCUCGUAAAAUAAAACAGAGGUCACCUUUGAGGCUUCACUCAACUCGACGUUUACACCAUGAUGGCAGCCAUAAUGUCUGUAGAAUUCCAUCAUCUGAGUCGUCCCCUUCUGUUCUUGCCCAAGGAAAAGAAAGCCCAUCAAGUGAAUCCAUGUUGUGCGCUUGUCAGGAUGGGGAAAACAUGAAUAGGAAUGAAUACAUGGAACUUGUGAACUUUGCAGAGUCGCUUGCGUACAAUAUUACAUGUGAUGUCACAAGAAAGCUAAGAAUGUCAUCAGCUAGGCUUCCUAAAUCUCUUACUGACUCCUGUCUCUACAGAAAGCCAAAUGUUGAAGAAAUGGCAGAAAAUUUAAUCAAAACUACAUUUUCAUGUUCGCUUUUGCCAUACACCGAGAAAAACCGGCAGUACCACAGCACCGGCAGCUUAGAUGAUGGUAAUUACAACAAUGGCGUUAUGCAAGUAAUCGAGCAUUACGCUAAAAAAAUUGUUGAUGACACUUUGGAAGUGACUCUAGGACAUACAGGCCAUCAAAUAGCAGAGGAGAGGAGGACAUUGGAAUUAAAUUCUUUUACAGAGAAGUUGACGGAGGCAUACAAGGCUUGCCGAUACUGUCAAGUAAGAGACUGCCUGUUUUGCAGCAGAGAUGGACGUCUCAAAUACCAAGGAUUUCAAAAAAGGAUGCGACAAGACUGUGAUGGUGUGGCUGGUCUUGAAAUUCCCAAAAUUCACAUAGAUUUGGAUAAGAGAGCCGUUUUUGCUGAAGAAAUGGUGUCUGCCGCAAUAGAGAAAGCCAAGAAAGAACUGAGCAGCACUAGUUUAAAUGCAGACAGUGGGAUUGGUCAUGACGGUGCAAGCUUUGCAGAAAGUCUUACCACAGAGAUUAUGACGUCCGCAUUGUCCAACGUCUGCCAAACCAUCAAUCUGAGUGCCCCUGGGAGAGAGAGUGUCAAUGUGACAGAGUCAACGGUUAGUCAGCAGCUCAAUCUGAGUGUGGGAGAUGACAGUCUUGGCAGCUGGUCUAAUUUGAGCUUUGAAGAAGACCAUCCAGAUGAAAGUAGCAGCUUCCACCACCUAAGUGACAGAUGUCAGAAUUCAUUGAUCAGGGAACUGCAGAUGAGCAGUAAUGGGAACAGCAGUAGCUGGAGCAGUCUGGGGUUAGAGGGUGAAGUUUAUGAAGAGCAUUUGUCCUUCUCCCCAUCAGACAGGUUGGUCCAGAGCACAGAGCAGGAUACUGGUGACUACACAGAGGAGAAGGAGACUGAGGCCAAGAACGACUUGGGUGGGACAGUGAGAGUAGAGAGGGGGCAUGCUCAAGCGGACAGGGCUCUGUUGGUGGUCAGUACAGAUGUUUGGGGGCAGGCCCCAGAUCCACAGCUGCGGGCAGUGCUGAAGUGGAUGGCAGCUUCCAUCGUUGAGCUGCCAUUCAUGCAGUUUAGCCAGCAGUCGGAACGAGAUCUGCAGCAGUUUCUGGCUGUAGUACAGAGGCUGAGAGAGAGAGAGUGGAGGGUUGGAGAGCUCCUGCAGGCCCUGCUCAGAUAUUACGAGGAGUACCCAACCGAGGAAGAGCCUGGGGCUGUGGACGCCAGGCGUGUCCACAGGUCCCUCUUCCAGUGGCUUCUAGAACAUGCAUAGACUACAAUCACCUGCUGCUUACAUUAGCGGUCAACACAUCGUCAGCAUUAACAGCACUGUUUUAAAGGUGAAGAUUCCUAUCACUUCACAGUGAUGUGCAAUGUACCUGCCAAAUGUAGAGGCCUAGCCAGUUGAAUGUGUCUAUGUGUGUAUUAUGGAUUGCUAGUGCACCCAUCACCACUCCAGGGGCACCACAGGACAGGCUGAUGUAAUCUCUGGGAGACCUGUGUGUGUGUGUUGUAUGUGUCACAUGUCGUGACUGAAGGUAUUUUUGUUUUUCACUUGUCACUUUUCUUUGUGUUGCUGUUUUUUUUUUUAAUUAGACUGCAUAUCACACUCUUAAUAUGCUAUCAUUUGCACCUUCCUCAGUGUUUUGCUUUCCUGCCCUAACCAAGUGUUACAGUGAAACCGAGGGCUUUUUGGUUGCGUUACUUUGUGUAAGUGAAUCCCUACAGCUGCAAAGAAGAUGAGGUCACCUCCAUACCUUUCCUCUGUGGGGAUGUUGCCACAUGUCAAAUGGACCAGCCAAGCAAACUACUUCUGCUCAUAUAUCUAUGUUCUAGGUCACUGUAGACCAAUCCGCAGACUGACAGCCAAAUUAACUCAAACACUAUAGACAUGGGCAAUUAUAGGCCAAUUAUUCAAUUAGUAGUUACUCCCUUCGGCACAUUUUUUGCCCACACACUUUCAAUAUCAACAUUUGUGGUUUCAAAAUACCUUUCCAAUGACAUGCCUCAUGGUAAAUAUUUUGACAUGUUUAAAAUAGUUGCUGUUGAAAGAAUGCAUCCAUAGAUAUUUUAUAACUAUUUUCUUCCCUUUUUUUGGUUCCUUAUUUUAGGAUGGCACUGACUAUAUGUUGAGGGUAAUGCAGCAUAUAUGUAAAUAUAUUUUUGUAUGACUGUAAAGGUUAAACAGUUGUUUACACCCAGAUGGUCUGCAUCCUGUGAAGGAUACUCCAUAACUAUUACAAUGUAUUUGUUUGAGUGCACUCGGAAAAUGUUUGAUAUACUGUUGCCAAAACAAUAAUUGAGAAACUUUUAUUUUUAAGAAUAUGGCCAUGUCAAGUAAAUAUUUAAAGUUUUGAAUAGUGGAUAAAAGACAAGCUGCUGAACAGGUAAAAUGGCUGUGUAGAACGAAGGGGACAGAAUGGUGGAUGAAUGGUGGUCAGAGGGCAGAGUCUGAACUUUAACCAGUAAAAGAUUUAUUUUUAUUUGAUUGUUUUUGUCCAUUAGUUGUUAACUGUGAUGCACAGAUGGUGAGACAUAAAAACUAUGUUGUGUACUGCUAAGAGUCAAACUCGAUGGCAUCUCGAUUACACUGUUGUACAGAAAUGAAAACUGAAAUGCCAGGGUUUUAAAAAUAUUUUUCCAAAAUUCUGUUUGUGUAAAAACAAUUGUGCUCUGUGCUCCACAUAAAUAUAUAUGUAUAUGUGUGUGUAUGUGUAUGUAUAUAUACACAUCCACAUGUAAAUUAAAUUCUACAUAGCUCUAUUUUAAAACCACAACUGAACCACAGCUGACAGUUUCUGCACUACUCAGCUGAUAAUCACCCUCCAGCAGGAAUCUGGCAACCAAAAUCUUUUAAACACUACCCCUCUCUCUCACUGCCUGCACUUUAAUGUGCACUGCUCAUGAAGGAUGCACUUUACUGUGGAAUGGCAAAGCAGACCCUUCUCACAUUUCCUUCAGAACCUCAAAAUAUUAUAUUUGAAUCUUAAUGCCCAGAUCUUGGUAAAUAUAAAACCACCAAAGUUUGUGUUAAGUAGAGUUUUAAUAUGCCUGCCUUCUGUAGAAAUCUUCUAGGGACCAGUCAUUCAGUAAAAAUACAGUGUUGCUUCACAAGUUAAAUGAGUUGAUGUGUGUAUUGCCCAACUUUGAUUCAGUUCAAAAUCGUACAGUAUGUUUAGGUUGAUCAAAUCAAAGUAGACAGUAUGGAAAUGAUUUAGGCAGUAGAAAGCGCAUCGUUUCACAUGAGCACUGUAAUACGCAUGUUAUGCUACCUGUUCAUGCUUACAUUACAUGUAUUACUAUUUAAGUGUGGAUCUUCUGUUCAUGGGAUCAUAUGUUCAGUGCUGAUUAUUUCUCAUGUGCAUGUCCUAAAGCCCAGUCAUACAGCCCAGUGGCUGCUCAUGUUAGCUGUAUGUGAAUCGCUACAGUGGAACACUGCAAAUAUAUUUCUGUUUUCAUGCUGCCAAAUCUACUUUGGACUGACACUAAUUGUGAAGGAAAUGAGGAGAGCACUAUUUUGUUUACAUGAUUGUGAAAUGUGUAAGAGAUUCUGCCAUAAACUUUGUACAGUCCCUUGAUGCUGACCGUAGUAGCUAUUAUCUAAAUCUGAACGUGGUAGAUAAAGAAAGGAUGGAUAUAUAUAUAUCUUGGUCAGUAGCCAUGAAAACAUAAGCGAUCGAAUUAAUUGAAUUGAAGUUGUACAGUAUUUGCAGUUCUGCACACUAACUUUCAGUGCUGCCUAUUUCACAGUGGGAUUGUACAUGCAUUUGUGCUCUUGCUGUAAGUGUAAACAGACAUAGAUGUGCUACCCUUGUGUACUGACUUUAUUUUAUGUACAUUCCUAUAUUUCAUGAAUGAUCUAAAUGCUUUGUGUUAUUUAAAGCUGAAUGUGUACCGCAGAGUUGACUUCAUAGUUGAAAGAUAAAUAUUUUGUUACUUGUGCAGUAUCAUUUCCAUCUCAUAGUGUAGUGGGCAGAUAACACACACUGACUGCUCUGUUUUUCUUGCUUAUUUGUAUAAUCUUGAAAGAUAUUUAAUAAUUUAUGUCAGUAUAACUUAUAAUGGUGAUUACACUAUUUGUCCCCUAGUGAAGUUGCUGAAUAGUUUACACAUUUAAAGGCUGAAGAGCACUACAAAUGUUAUUGUUAAAGCUGUGGUUAAGAAUAAAGCUUUUUCGUGUGAGCAGUGAA